UCUUCCGUAGCGCCCUAGGUGCAUAGAUUAUGCCUGUAGAGAUGAGCCCCGCUCUGACUCAGAAUAUUCAGAUACUGAGGAUGUGGAAGACAGUGGUGAUGAAUAUCUACUCACCCAAGAUGAUGAAGCCCAGUUCAGGCACGAUUUGAUGCUUGAUUUUCAAGAUGAAGAGAAGGUUGUCACUGGGCGAUCAAGAAGAAGAACGCUGCUUCCUUUGGACUCUGUUGCAUUACCUUCAGAAGCACCUGCAGCUAAUGAGGCAACACAAGAAAGACUUGCCCUUCUUACCUAUGCUAAACAGAAUAAAGACACUAAAGAUGUUGACUGUAAUACUGCUGCAAAUGAUAUCAGUGUUCAUGGACAUGAUAAUUCUUCAGACGUAACAGUCACCACACCUUCAGUAGUUCAUGUUUCUGAGGUGGAAAGGGAUGAGGAGGUAGAAGAUUAUAGUAACCUGAAGCACAAAAUUAAUUGGAAACAGUGUGAUCCUAAUGAGAAUAAUGAAAAAAAUAUUCCAGAGUUUAGGGGUUAUAUAUCAGGCAGAGAUAAUGCAUUACAACCAGUAGAAUAUUUCAGGCAGUUCUUUGAUAGAGAAUUACUGACACUAAUAUGUAAAGAGAGCAAUAGAUAUGCCUUGCAAUGUGACCCAAGCAAACCACUUUCUCUAACAGUAGAAGAGCUAGAGGUAUUUUUAGGCAUUUGUAUCUACAUGAGUAUCGUUAAAAUGACCAGCCAUCGUAGAUACUGGACUUCUGAUGCAAACCUUAGGGCUGUAAUAGACUACAUGUCCUGUGCUAGGUGGGAAAAAAUCAAGUCAUGUAUUCACUUCGCAGAUAAUUCACAGUGCCCUGCCAAAGGAACGCCAGAAUAUGACAAACUGUACAAAGUUAAGCCACUUUUGAACCACCUAAAUUCCAAGUACAAUAUGAUCCCUAUGGAUAAGAAUGUGUGCGUGGAUGAACAAAUGAUACCAUAUAAAGGAACAAGAGGUCCAAGAUAUUACAUCAAAGGAAAGCCCAACCCUUGGGGUUUCAAAGUAUGGACUCUUGCUGAUAACCAUGGCAUUGUACACAAUUUUGAAGUUUGUGUUGGAUCAACUCCUAAGGUCGAUGGAUUCCCUGAUUUGAAAUCCAGUGCUAAUACUGUGUGCAAAUUAGCAUCAAUUAUUCCUACCCACAAGAACCAUAGACUUUACAUGGAUAACUUGUUCUCAACAAUUCCCUUGUAUUUUGAGAUGUAUAAAAGAGGAAUACUAUGCAUGGGAACUGUUCGCACCAAUAGGCUUUCUGGAUUGAGAAUGAUACCUGAUAAAGAUUUGAAGGCAAAAGGAAAGUCUGCUUUUGUAGAAUAUGAUGGAAAAGUAGAAACUUGUCCAGAGAGUGUAAGGGUUGUUCGGUGGAAUGACAGCAACUUAUGUACCAUCAUGUCUACCAUGGGAUCUGCUCAGCCAGUCACAAAUAUACCUCGUUGGGAUAAAUCAGUAUCCACAACAGAAAAAACUCAAGUAAACUGCCCUGCUCUCAUCAAACACUACAAUGCAAACAUGGGGGGAGUAGAUAAAAUGGAUGCACUCAUUGCAUUUUAUAGAAUGUUUUUUAGAUCUAAAAAAUGGUACCACAGAAUAUUCUUUCAUUUUGCAGAUCUUAGCAUUUGUAAUGCCUGGCUGCUAUACAGAAGGGACAUCCAGGCUUUGGAUGCACGUGCAAAAUAUUUGAACCUCCAUGAUUUCAAAUUAGUAUUGUCUUCAUGUCUGAGGAUGCAAGACAAACCUUUAUCAGGAAAACGAAGAGGUCGACCAUCAAGUGCAUCAGUCGAUGAAAGACUGGUAGAAAAGAAGCAAAAAGGCCACAACACAAAACCAAUUCCACCAAAGCCAGUAAGAGAAGACCAGAUUGGACAUUUCCCAAUCAAUGUUCCUAAAAGAGGGAGAUGCAAAAACCCAUCCUGCAAAUCAUCUCCUGUAACAUGGUGCCUAAAGUGCCAAGUAUACCUUUGCAGCACCAGUGAGAAGAGAUGUUUCCUUGAGUUUCAUGGAGUUCAGUAUGAUUUGAAAGAUCUGCCACAGUAGAAAUGCACCAGAAUUUCAGUUUUCGUUUGCUUCUAUGUAUUUUGUUUUCUUUUACUUAUUUUUGAGUGCAUACAUUGAUUGAUCUGCAGGAGUGAAAAAAUAUGAAAAUCUCCAGUAAUAAAGAGAUCUGAAAUAUUUAUCUCAGAACAAAGGAAUUUAUAUUUUAUGUUAUGCAAAACAAAGAAUGUGAUGUAAUUGAGUUGAACAAUUAAUUAUUUAUUAUUAUAUAUAUUUUCAGUUUUAGGAUAACCAUUUGAAUUUAGGUUCACACCUCAUUAUAUUUUAUGUUUACUUUGAAAUAAUUUCUUAUUAAAAUCAGUAUAAAAAAAAUGUACUUCUUCCUUUAGUGUAAUACUGAAUAUUGCUACAAUGAUAAGAAAACGGAAGGUAUUGAUGUGAAAUUUUCAAAUUUGUAUUAAAUAGAUAACAAAAACAUAUUGCAAUUAUCAUUUUUCAUUCAAACAAUUUUUUUCAGUAAGAAUGCACAUUUGAUAAAUUCACUAUAUUUUUAAAAAUAUUUUAGAAAUUACAGCGGUACACGGAUAUCACCGAUAUGGGAACGUUUCAGUAAUUCCCACAAUGCCACUUUUUUUCACAAAAUAAUCAAUUGAUAUUUACAACAAAGGGAAAUGUUCUGCUAAUACAACACUGAAAUUUUUUUUUCUCUGUGAAAUCAAAAUGCAUGCGAUAAAGGGUUAAUCUAUCCUUCCUCUGCCUUUCUGAGGUUGUCUUUUUGUGUGUUAAUUCUAAACUUAAUUUUCCCUUAUUUUCUAGGACGUAACGUAUAAAUAUAUAUAAAAGCGAGUGGAUUCAUAUCAUGGGUGCCAACCCAAGCUGUGGUUCGUAUUUCUCGUUCUCUUCCCUUACCGACUUAAAUCAUUUUAACCGCUACGGGUAUUGUUUCAGCUGAGGAGAAACUGGAUUCGGUAAAUAACCAUGGCCAUGUACAAGGGGGUAUUCACAAUUUUCCCAGUUGGCUUUUAACUGGCUUCCGCGGUGUUGGUGUGCCGGCGGGUACGUUACACAGGUAACUCUGGAUUUAUGCGAGUAUUGUGUCCUUGAAGAGGUGGUGUAAAUCCAAAACAAUGUAGUAAAUCCAACAAGAGGUAGGUUUGUACCUUUAUUGCCUACUGUAUCACUCUGACUCCUCUCCCUCUCGUGGUUCCUCCUCUGGCUGCCCUUCCCCUCGUGGUAGCACAGCAGCGAGGGUGUUGUUGUUGUUGUUGUUGAGUAGCGUGGGUACUGUAUUGUUGUUCAAGUGGCGCGCGGGAAGAACUGAGCUCAGCUGUGUGAGUCCAGUUGCGUGAGACAUCUGGUGGACACUCCACAAAAUAUUGCGUAUAAGUGGAAAAAAACGUGUAAAUUAAACAUUUAUUGGGAUUUUGGACCACGCGUUAUUUAAAAAACGCGUAAACCAAACUCGCGUAAAUUGAGAGUUACCUGUAUAGUAGUUAUUUGAUCGCCCUGUAUUCUAUGGUAACAUAUUGUAAGACAGCUAUGGACUACGAAGGAUCAUAAACAAUAAUAAAAGUAAGUUUGCAGUUGUUAUUGGACAAGACGAAAAAAACAGACCCUUAAAAACACCCCAAAGAAGAAAAAAAAUAAAUAAAGAUUUGUACAUUUGGCGUAUAGUGCGCAGGGGUAAACUUUGAGGUAUUCUUAUGUGAAAAAGGUGGGCGCUAUAUGCCGCAAAAUACGGUAUGUUACUUAUUAAUCUAUAACCACAGAGCGUGUAUAAUCAGGCAAAUAAGCAAAGAUUGAAUUAUACCACGGCAGGCGCUUGCCCUUAUGUAUUCUGGGCCUACUAAAUGUCUCCGUCUCUCUGUUCCUUGUGUUCCUGGGAGGCUUCGUGGUGCAGUGGUUAGCACACUCAGCUCACAACCGAGAGACUCCGGGUUCGAUUCCCGGGCGGAGUGGAAAGAUUUGGGCGGCUUUUCCGAUACCCUACGCCCCUGUCCACCCAGCAGUGAAUGGGUACCAGGUAUUAAUCUGGGGUUGUGUCUCGUCUCCUGGGGUCUGUUGCCUUCUCCUAUAAUUCCUUCCCCUCCUGUCUCUCUCCGGCAUAUGACCACAGAUGUUGCGCCCACUAAACAAAACUUUCCAACUUUUCCCUUCUCCUAUAAUUCCUUCCCCUUCUGUCUCUCUCAGGCAUAUGACCACAGAUGUUGCGCCCACUAAACAAAACUUUCCAACUGUUCCCUUCUCCUAUAAUUCCUCCCCCUUCUGUCUCUUUCUGGCAUAUGACCACAGAUGUUGCGCUGACUAAACAAAACUUUCCAACUGUUCCCUUCUCCUAUAAUUUCUUCCCCUUCUGUCUCUCUCUGGCAUAUGACCACAGAUGU
Eriocheir sinensis (Chinese mitten crab) is the source of this 4410-nucleotide messenger RNA. Its product is annotated as piggyBac transposable element-derived protein 2-like. The coding region runs from base 149 to 2068 and encodes 639 amino acids. The transcript is spliced from 2 exons. Lineage: Eukaryota; Metazoa; Arthropoda; Malacostraca; Decapoda; Varunidae. The record is from RefSeq and is a predicted model, not a curated record.